Messenger RNA from Staurois parvus, 1461 nucleotides. The record is from the annotation of a GenBank genome assembly. NCBI's taxonomy places the organism in Eukaryota, Metazoa, Chordata, Amphibia, Anura, Ranidae.
AUGACGCUGAGGUUAAUGGUCGCCGUGAGUGUCGCCGUACUCGGAUCCCUGCAGUUUGGCUAUAACACAGGAGUGAUCAACGCCCCGCAGAAGGUGAUUGAGAAUUUCUACAAUGAGACCUGGCUAAGCCGCUAUGAUAUGCCCAUCUCAGACACCACGCUGACCUCACUAUGGUCCCUCUCAGUCGCCAUCUUCUCGGUCGGUGGCAUGAUUGGCUCGUUUUCCGUGGGGCUGUUUGUGAACCGCUUCGGAAGACGUAAUUCCAUGUUAAUAGCCAACAUCCUGGCCUUCAUUGCUGCUAUAUUUAUGGGCUUCUCCAAGAUGGCGUACUCCUUUGAGAUGCUAAUUAUUGGCCGGUUUGUGAUUGGUCUGUACUGUGGUCUGACUACUGGAUUUGUUCCCCUGUAUGUUGGAGAGGUUGCCCCUACAUCCCUGAGAGGUGCCCUGGGCACACUGCACCAGCUGGGUGUUGUGGUUGGAAUUCUGAUUGCCCAAAUCUUUGGGCUUGAGCCGAUUAUGGGGAACGACUCACUGUGGCCUCUACUUUUGGGAUGCAUCUUCAUACCUGCACUGAUCCAGUGCGCAGCACUGCCCUUCUGCCCUGAAAGUCCUCGAUUUCUUCUCAUCAACCGCAAUGAAGAAGAUAAAGCCAAAAGCGUGUUGAAGAAGCUUAGAGGCACCACGGAUGUUACUGCUGACCUGCAGGAGAUGAAGGAGGAAAGUCGCCAGAUGAUGAGGGAAAAGAAGGUCACCAUUCUAGAGCUCUUCAGGUCACCACUGUAUCGCCAACCUAUCUUGAUUGCUAUUGUCCUUCAACUAUCCCAGCAGCUUUCUGGUAUUAAUGCGGUUUUCUACUAUUCCACCAUGAUCUUUGAAAAAGCUCAAGUUGAGCAGCCAAUCUAUGCCACCAUAGGUGCUGGGAUUGUGAACACCGCCUUUACUGUGGUCUCGCUGUUUGUGGUGGAGAGAGCCGGCCGUCGCACGCUGCACCUCAUCGGACUGGCAGGCAUGGCUGGAUGUGCUAUACUGAUGACCAUUGCCCUGGUAUUGCUGGACCGUGUGGCAGAGAUGUCCUACCUCAGCAUAGUAGCCAUCUUCGGCUUUGUGGCAUUCUUUGAAAUUGGACCCGGCCCCAUCCCAUGGUUUAUUGUGGCAGAACUGUUCAGCCAAGGUCCCCGACCUGCAGCUAUUGCUGUUGCUGGCCUUUCCAACUGGACAUCAAAUUUCAUUGUGGGAAUGUGCUUCCAGUAUGUAGAGCAAGUCACCGGUGCCUAUGUCUUCAUUAUAUUUACUGUGCUGCUCAUCUUCUUCUUCAUCUACACAUUCUUCAAAGUGCCAGAGACCAAAGGACGCACCUUCGAUGAGAUUGCCUCCAACUUCAGGCAGGCUGGUGGAGAAAGCAGCACGGAUAAACAUACUUCUCCAGAAGAGUUCCACAGUCUGGGGGAUUCCCAAGUGUAA